Messenger RNA from Papaver somniferum (opium poppy), 1385 nucleotides. RefSeq names its product E3 ubiquitin-protein ligase SDIR1-like. Bases 289 to 1119 code for a protein of 276 amino acids. The record is from RefSeq and is a predicted model, not a curated record. NCBI's taxonomy places the organism in Eukaryota, Viridiplantae, Streptophyta, Magnoliopsida, Ranunculales, Papaveraceae. The transcript has 9 exons.
UCAAACAGGAGUAAAGAAGACCUGACAUUUUUCGCCUCCUCUUCGUUUUUCUUUCCUUCUUCGUUUUUUAUCCUUCAGAAAACGGAGGAAGGAAGAAAAAAAGCUCAAGAACAAGAACAAUUUUGUCAUGGUGUGUUUUAGGGCGACGAAAUCUACGACGCCACUUAAAUUAUUUCAUUCUUUUUGUGCUUCGGAUCCCUCACAUUUCACUCAGCGGUUGUUGACAGAUAUAGGUUUUAAAGUCAGGGAGUUCUGUAGAGUUUUGCUAUUUAUCAAUUUGAAGCAACCAUGAGUUUCGUUUUCCGAGGGACAAGAGGAGAUAUAGAAAGUGGUUUUCCGGGAUUUAUUCCUGAACGUCGUCAAGUGCGCGUUCAUGCAGGUCGGCCGGUGAAUACCAAUUCAAUGGCUUUUCUUGUAACAGUUCUUUUGUUGUUCAUGAUGUUAAAUUCGCAUCAGAUGUCACCUAACUUUCUGCUUUGGCUAGUUCUUGGGGUCUUUUUGAUGGCCACAAGCCUUAGAAUGUAUGCAACUUGCCAGCAACUUCAGGCUCAGGCGCAAGCUCAUGCUGCGGCCGCCAGUGGCCUGUUGGGUCAUACUGAGUUGCGCUUGCAUAUGCCACCAUCCAUAGCUUUUGCAACUAGAGGACGGUUACAGGGACUCAGACUUCAACUUGCACUUCUUGACAGGGAAUUCGAUGACUUAGACUAUGAAACUCUUAGAGCUCUUGAUUCCGAUAAUGGUUCCUCUGCGCAAUCGCUGAGUGAGGAAGAGAUAAAUGCCCUUCCUGUUCACAAGUACAAGGCUGCUGGACCGCAAAGUGAAAGUUCAACAGUACAACAGGCCUCAUCUUCGGCCAUACCUGAGCAAAAAAAGCCGGAUGCUACUAAGCCAGAUGAAGUUUUGAAGAGCACGGAGGAUGGGCUGACAUGCAGUGUUUGCUUGGAGCAAGUCGAUGUGGGAGAAAUUGUCCGUAGCUUGCCAUGCUUGCAUCAGUUCCAUGCUAACUGCAUUGACCCAUGGCUUCGGCAACAAGGGACCUGCCCUGUGUGUAAGUUCAGAGCAGCGACUAGAUGGCAGGAAAAUGGGGAGACUGGAAAUGAUGUUUCCUAUAUGGUUUGAAGAAUAUCUUCGUCAAUACUGUCACAGUAACCAAAUAUUUAUAGUAGUUACUGUAAAGAUACCAAGAUAAAUAGUGCUGUCUUCCACGUGAAUAUAUAUAGUACUCCAUCAUGUAAGUUGUAUUAUGUAAGUAAUUAAAGGUUGUUGUGCUUGUCUAAGGUGUAUUUAGAGGUAGAAGAUGGAAACUGAUAUCGGUUCCAUCAUGCACCCUAACAUGUUGACCAACAAAGUACCCAAAGUAGUAUGCCUGUUCUUGUUAUCUUUUU